GUCUGGAGCAGGCCAAACUUGAUUUGCGCCGGGAAGAGAUGAAGCUAAAUCAUGAGUUUAGAAUAAAACAGCUGGAGAGCAAUCCUGUCUCUAUUCAUUCCUUUGAUGUGGCAAGACAGAUGAUGUAGUGGACCAUGGAAAGAUGUCCAAGCCACAUGAUUUUGUACAAGGGAAGAAAUGUAAGAUUUGUAAUUACUGUGGGAAGACUGGCCAUUGGGAGAGAGAGUGUUGGAAGAAGUCACGAGAAAUUAAGGCUAAAUCAGUAGCCUUGGUUUCCACUAAAGUAAGUUUAUCCAAAAAGUUUUCACCUGUAACUGUUUUCCCCAGAAAUGAAAAUAAAGCUUCUUUAAGAAAGUUGGAUGUAAACAGUGGUGAUGGGGCUUUCACUGGAUCGUAUGAUAGUUUUAUGCAUGAAGGUACUGUCUCACUUGAGGGUGGGGAAAAGAAAUCUGUUCAGAUUUUACGGGAUACUGGCGCUUUAAAAUCUCUCAUGUUAAAAGGUUUGGUUGAUUUUGAAAGCCCAGAGAAAAUAGUUGUUCAUGGAGUUGGAGGAUCCAUCUCUGUUACCCCUGUGAGAGUGUACCUUGAGUGUGAAUUCUUUGAGGGUUUUGUGUGUGUAGGCCUGGUGGAUCAAUUGCCUAUGCAUGGUGUUCAUUUCCUGUUGGGAAAUGAUAUAGCGGGCAACAAGGUGAACCCUGUCCCGUUAUUAUCUGAGAAACCUGUAGCUGUGGAAGAAACUAAGCAAUUAGUUGAGGAAGUACCCCAUGUGUUCCCUGCCUGUGCUGUAACAAGGUCCAUGUCAACCAAUAUUAAAGUACCUCAGACUGGGAAUGUAAUCAAUCCUGUCACUACUACUGAUACUGAUGCUGUUAACUUGGCUGAUACCUUUUUUGCCACCAUUGACUCUGUAGAUAGAGUAGCACUAGUUAAUCAAACUGAUAUGUCUAAAGGAUUAAUUGAAUUGCAGCAAGCUGACCCUGAGUUGCAAGACUUAGCUGAAGCUGCUGUGGCUGAAAAUGAGUGUGAUGAACUGUCAGUUUGUUACUAUUUGAAAAGGGGUGUAUUAAUGCGUAAGUGGAGACCCCAUUCGUCCCCAGCAACUGACAGUGAGUGGGUGACAGUACACCAGGUAGUAGUUCCAAAUGUUUAUAGGUAUGAUAUAAUGAAACUUGCUCAUGAUUCUACUUUGGCAGGACAUUUUGGGGUAAGAAAGACCUUAGACCGGAUUUGGCGUAACUUUUAUUGGCCUACAAUUCGCAAAGAUGUUUCCCAUUAUUGCAGAACAUGCCACACAUGCCAAAUGGUCGGUAAGCCUAAUCAACCUCCUGAUAUUGCUCCAUUAAUACCCAUUCCCCCCUUUGAUGCUCCAUUCUCCAGAGUGGUUAUUGAUAUUGUUGGCCCUUUACCUAAAACUGCAACAGGAUAUUCUUAUAUUCUUACUAUCAUGGAUAUGGCUACUAGAUAUCCUGAGGCUGUUCCUCUCAAAAAUACCUCAGCUAAAAUAGUAGUAAGAGAGUUAUUACAGUUCUUCACAAGGUUUGGCUUACCUAAAGAAGUGCAGUCUGACCAGGGAUCAAAUUUUAUGUCCAAAGUUUUCAGACAGUCCCUCCGGGAACUAGGUAUUGAGCAGAUCACUUCCACUGCUUACCAUCCUCAGAGUCAAGGUGCCAUAGAACGUUAUCAUCAAACUCUUAAAAGUAUGAUUACAAAAUUUUGUACAGAAAGUCACAAGGAUUGGGAUAAAGGCUUGCCUUUCUUGCUUUUUGCUACUAGAGAAACACCAAAUGAAUCCUUGGGGUUUUCUCCAUUUGAGUUAAUGUUCACCCACGAGGUGAGAGGACCAUUAAAAUUAUUAAAAGAAGAGUGGCUUGGUAUGGAUGAGAAUGUAGGACUUUUAUCUUAUGUUAGUGACUUUAAAGAGAAGCUGAACCGUAGUUGGAAAAUUGCUAGAGAUAACUUGGUUUCUUCCCAAAAGAAAAUGAAGAAAUGGUACGAUAAGAAAGCGAGAAUGAGGGUGUUCCAGCCAGGUGAUCAGGUGUUGGUUCUGCUUCCCAUACAUGGUCAACCCUUACAGGCAAAAUUUAGUGGUCCAUAUUUGGUAAAGCAGAAGCUGAGUGAUGUUAAUUAUGUUGUUUCCACCCCAGAUAGGAGAAAAUCCAGUCGACUAUGUCACAUAAAUAUGUUAAAACCAUACUACCAGAGGGAUUCACAGAUGCUCCAGUGUGUGCAGUAGCUCUAACACCCACAGAAGAUGAAGAUAAUGCUUGCCCGCCAACAUUGGAGAUGACUGGGACCUGGGAGAAGAACACUAACGCCUGGACCAAGGUAUCAGAUAAGCUCACCCAUCUAACAGCAGAGCGGAGAGAA
Molecule: messenger RNA, 2367 nt
Organism: Penaeus vannamei (Pacific white shrimp)
Lineage: Eukaryota; Metazoa; Arthropoda; Malacostraca; Decapoda; Penaeidae
Source: RefSeq, a predicted model, not a curated record